CGAAUUACAUUAGAUAGUCGUGCAUUAGAAUUCAAAGAGGAUUUUGUAAAAGAUAAUGAUAAACUAAUGUGUCGAUUCUGUCACUAUAGUGUUGACUAUAAUAUUCGGUCAACAAUAGUUUCACAUAUUGAAUCAAACAACCAUCAAAAAAAUAAAACUGCAGCAGAGCGGACAACUCAGACACGGCAACAAACUCUUCCAACAGUUUUACAAGCUUCAGAGUCAAGAAAGAAUGCUGUAACCUCGCUUGUAAAGGCUUUUGUCGAAGCAAAUAUCCCUCUUGAAAAAGUUGACAAACUUCGUAAUUGGAUUAGAGAAAACAUUCAUGAGGGUAGUGCA
Messenger RNA from Racocetra persica, 339 nucleotides. The record is from the annotation of a GenBank genome assembly. NCBI's taxonomy places the organism in Eukaryota, Fungi, Glomeromycota, Glomeromycetes, Diversisporales, Gigasporaceae.